This is a messenger RNA of Leucoraja erinaceus (little skate), 2229 nucleotides long. RefSeq names its product angiopoietin-like 6 (gene angptl6). Lineage: Eukaryota; Metazoa; Chordata; Chondrichthyes; Rajiformes; Rajidae. The record is from RefSeq and is a predicted model, not a curated record. The coding region runs from base 390 to 1877 and encodes 495 amino acids. The transcript is spliced from 6 exons.
UGAGAGGCUGCUGCUUUGAACAAGACUAAUAGUAGUGAGCCGAGCUGCACUGUGGCUGCCUCCUGCCUCUCUUCACUGUCCCAAACACAGCCACUGACAAGUUGCAGCUGCUCUCAGCUGCCUUGCUUCAGUAUGGAAGCAUGAAGAACCAAGCAUCGACUCAAAUAAGGGGACGAUAAUCAGACACUGGAGAGAUACCUGUGGAUGGACUGUACAAGAGCAACCAGGAAUCUAGCUAGCUGUGAACAUCUACAACAGUAUGUUUCACAGGAAUUCUUCCCCUUGUCGGAAGCUGAAAACUUUGAGUAAUGAAGGUUUGAAUAUCUGGCAGAGAUCACAAGUCUACUGAACAAGAUUUUGACACUGUUUCAAGCAGCCCAGUUUGAACAAUGCUGAAACUCACCAUCAGCCUCUUCUUGCUGAUCAGAUUGGCAGGGGCUGAAAAGGCCACCUCAGAAACGGAUGCAGGCAAGCUUGCACAGACUGAGGAGUCCAACAGUCGCAAUGCUCGGUCCCCGCAGAGUUCGCCACCCACCAGGUGUACCUACACCUUCAUUGUCCCCCAGCAACGGCUGACUGGUGCCAUCUGCCUGAGCACCAAGGUACCUGUGAGCGGGUAUGACGGCGUGAAUAAGAGCGAGCUGCUGGCCGUGAGGGAGGAGAUGCACGAGCAGCAGCAGCAGAUUGAAGACCUCAGGCAGAUGGUGGAAGUGGACGGGCGAGUGAUCGACGAAGUCAAGUCUCUCCGCAAAGAGAGCCGCAACAUGAACUCCAGAGUAGCGCAGCUCUAUGCCCAGCUGUUGCACGAGAUCAUCCAGAAGAAAGACGAGUCGCUGGAGAUCUUCCAGCUGGAGAACAAGGUACUUAACGUCACGACCGAAGUGUUGAGGUUGUCGAUAAGGUACAAGGACUUGGAGCGCAAGUACACAGCCCUCACCACCCUCAUGAGCAACCAGAGCCGCACGAUUGCUCAGCUGGAACAACAGUGCAGCCAAAUAGUCCCAAAGCACAAUCAACAGAAUCAACAGCAGGAGGCAGAACAGAUAGCCCUCGUUGCUAUCACUGGGAACAGUCUGAAUGGCAGCUCCAACAAGAGCAAAGCUCCGGGCUCUGGCAAUGAAAUAUUGAGAGAUCAGAUAUACAGAAUGACACAGGACAGACUCAAGAGAAUGGAACAGUCUCCUCCCACUACAGUUCCACUUGUGACCACUACUAAAUCAUCAGCAGGUCCCUGGAAAGACUGUCUCCAGGUUUUAGAAGACGGCCACAGAUCCAAUGGAAUUUAUCUAAUCAAACCCAAAAAUGUCAACCAACUGAUGCAGGUGUGGUGUGAACAGCAGAAGGAAGCUGGUGGUUGGACAGUCAUCCAGAGGCGCCAAGACGGGUCGGUCAAUUUUUUUAGGACUUGGGAGAAUUAUAAGCAAGGCUUUGGGAACAUAGAUGGCGAGUACUGGCUCGGCUUGGAGAACAUCUACUGGCUGACAAAUCAGGAUGACUACAAACUCCUCGUCGUCAUGGACGAUUGGCAAGGGAGGAGAGUGUUUGCCGAGUAUGAUAACUUCUACCUGGAGUCAGAGAAAGAUUUCUACAGGUUGCGACUAGGCCACUAUCGUGGGAAUGCUGGAGACUCCUUAUCAUGGCACAACAACAAGCAAUUCACCACACUGGACAGAGACCGAGACCAAUACACAGGUAACUGCGCCCAUUACCAGAAAGGAGGUUGGUGGUACUACACCUGUGCUCAUUCAAACCUGAAUGGAGUGUGGUACAAAGGAGGGCACUAUCGUAGCAAGUACCAAGAUGGAGUUUACUGGGCUGAAUUCCGUGGAGGAGCCUACUCUUUAAAGAGUGUAGUGAUGAUGAUGCGUCCAAGCUAGUCAUCGAUGUAACAUAUUCAUAUAUUGGAUUGCAAUCAUAUAUAGAAUAUAAUCAAUAACUAUUAUUGAUGGGCACCUCUUUAUAUUUUUUAAAUACUGUGUUAUAAGCAAAGAUACAGACAAUAUAACUACCAACUUAAAGACUAAUCUCUAAAGACAAAAGCAGACCCAAAUCUUUCAGGGAAUAACCUCUAACAGGCUGAAUGUAUCAGUGAUCUAUAUGCUGCUUGCUCCUUGUGGUCUGUGACUUUUAUUUAUGAAGCUAUUUUUGGUACAAUGAAAAGCAUGCUCCUCUGUGUGUAUGUAGGAACACAGCCCCUCCCAUUGAAUAAAUCAUUUUCCAUAAAUACAU